Messenger RNA from Hyphopichia burtonii NRRL Y-1933, 1143 nucleotides. RefSeq lists its product as uncharacterized. The transcript has a single exon. The record is from RefSeq and is a predicted model, not a curated record. Lineage: Eukaryota; Fungi; Ascomycota; Pichiomycetes; Serinales; Debaryomycetaceae. The coding region runs from base 121 to 1020 and encodes 299 amino acids.
GCUGUGUUUUUCGGUCCUGUUAGAUAUAUAUAUAGAACUGGAUCCUGCUUGAUUCAAGGGAAAUUAUUUUAUUCAAUAAAAAUAGCCAGAAUAAAAAUGCAAUUUCUAAACUUCUUACUCAUGGCUGGAUUGGCUUCUGCCGAUGCCUUCAAAUUUCUCCAAGCUCACACUGAUACUUCCGUUUUUGCUGCUAUUGGAAUUGAAGACUCUUCUUUGGUUCUUGGUACGGAAGCUGACUUCCACUCACAUCUUAGUGACUUUGAAGUUGAAAACGGUGAGUUGAUUGAUACUUCGAACAAUUUGAAAAUUAACGUCGAUGCUCAUGGAUUCUUAUUUGAGUCUCAUGAAUCUUCAAAUAACAAUUUCUCUAUUGAAAGCGGUAGUUUGUUACUUGAAGGCGAACCUUUACUUGCAUGCAAAUCUCCAAAUUCCAAUAAAUUUAGAAUUGGUACUGGUCCUUGCGCUUUGAGUGAAGAAUUAGAUAUUAAAUUAACUAGUUCUAGUCACAUCUCUGCUUCUUCUGCUUCCAAACGUGAAGCUUUCACUGUUCCAAGCGGUGUUAAAGAUGUUGCCACCAUUUCUUCUGAUAUAAAAUUGGAAUUUCAACAAGCAAAAAACACAAUCGGUGAUUUUUUCAAUUUAAAUGCUAAACUUUUUGGUGCUUUGGCUAUUAAUGUCGGUACUAAGUUCAAUCAAAUGCCAAUCAGAAAACAUGCUUCUUCUUCUAAAACUUUCUUCGUUGGUGGUGAUGAAGGUGAACGUGUUUUCUUCUACUUGAAAUCAGAUUCUACUUUGGUUGACCAAUUCAAUAAAGGUAUUCACAUUUUCCCUGGUGGAUUUGUUGGUAAUGUUCAACCAGAAGGUAACACUGACCCAACUCCUGGUUGGAAAAUCAUCGAUGGCCACUUAACCUUGAAUGAAAAGAGCUUCUUCGCUUGCGAAACUGAUGAUGGUGACCAAGUUUUAUCUUCAGAAUAUUGCAACUACGGUACCCCAGUUGUUCUUUAUGCUAUCUUUUAAAGAUAAUACCCACCAUCAUUUUUGGGAAAACUAAUAUCUUUUGCCUCCUGUUUUCAUUGUUUUAAUUUUCCUCUGUUUCUUGACUACACUCUCUAUUGCAUCUUUGUUUUAACCCAGGUCCUC